Messenger RNA from Varanus komodoensis (Komodo dragon), 3068 nucleotides. RefSeq names its product T cell activation RhoGTPase activating protein (gene TAGAP). The transcript is spliced from 10 exons. Gene Ontology annotation, molecular function: GTPase activator activity. Gene Ontology annotation, biological process: regulation of Rho protein signal transduction; signal transduction. The record is from RefSeq and is a predicted model, not a curated record. Lineage: Eukaryota; Metazoa; Chordata; Lepidosauria; Squamata; Varanidae. The coding region runs from base 221 to 2377 and encodes 718 amino acids.
GUUACGGUGUAAAUUUCCACCUGCCUCCUUCCACUGCUGCUCAUUUCGAAUGCAGCGUGCGUAGAGCUCAGGCAAAUUUGUCUCAGCAGAGUGUCAUGCUGCUUCUCUUCUUCACUGCAGCUCUCCGGAGGUGAAAGAGCUCUGGCUGGAUACCCUUCUCCGACAAACAAGAGCCAUCAAAGGAGCCAGAGUCGCAAAAGUUGCAUCAGUUAAAUUCCUGAUGAAGGUGCUAAGCAGCUGCAAUGCACCCAAAAGCUUAAAUGGAAGUGACAUGGAGGCUUUGAUUGCAUGCCAGUCAGAGGAUGAAAUCAAGAAAUGCCAGUUUUUCAUACCGUGUGAUAGUGACAGUGGGCUGUGUCAUCUGAUCGAUAGCAAUAAGAAAAGAAAGAAAGCAACAUAUUGGCCAUUUACACUGAGACGCCUUACCACUGGGUCAGAGACUCUGGGACACCUAGAACCUGACCUGAAGCCUUCUCUGUUUGAUCAGCCAUUGUCAAUUGUUUGCAGUGAGGAAGACAUGCUUCCCGGAGCAAUACAGGAUAUACUUACAAUACUCUUCCUGAACGGGCCCUUCACAGAAGGAAUAUUCCGGAAAGCUGCCAAUGAGAAAGCACGCAAGGAGCUGAAAGAAGAAUUAAACUCUGGAGGGAAAGUUGCCUUUGAAAACGAAUCUGUGCACCUGCUGGCAGUGGUCCUUAAGGAUUUUCUCCGAAACAUUCCUCAUAAACUGUUGCUAUCUGAGCUUUAUGACGAGUGGAUGACAGCACUGGAGAAGGUGAAUCAUCAUGAAAAAAUUGAAGCAAUGAAAGAGGUUGCAGGCAAACUACCAAAGCCAAACCUUAUUUUGCUCAAGCAUUUGCUCUGUGUGCUUCGCCGCAUUAGCAAAAGUUCCGAAAUCAACAAGAUGGAUUCCAGCAAUCUUGCAAUCUGUUUUGGGCCAACCAUGCUGACUCCGGAUUGUGACCAAAGCCUUCCACUUGAAGUCCAGAAAGAGCUGACCGAUAAGGUGAAGACACUGGUGGAAUUUCUCAUUGAUCAUUGUUCUGAUAUAUUUGGGGAAGAAAUCCACUCACUAUUCAGUAUCUCGGCUGAUGAUUCCCUGGAUAGGACAGAAGCUCUGUCUGCCAGCCCGCAGCAUGAUUCUGCCUACGACAGUGCCGACCUUGAAGGAGAAUGCGAUUCCAGUGAUCUCCAGCCAGAGGAUCCACAGCAAGCCAAUGGAACAGGCAACAGGCCGAGCCAUGCAGAAUUCUCCUCACAACAGCCCCUCAUCCAGUCCACCUCUCUCUCCACACUGAGCCGUUUAAAACAGUCUGUAGGCAAACUGGACCGUAGAUUCUCUGAACCAGACAUGUUCUCUUCUAAGGGCUGCCAAGAACACCAAAUGAAAAGCCAGAAGCUCGCCAGAACCGGGGAGAAUUUCAGUCAGCAAAAGGAAGCAGGGUUGAAGUGCCAAGAGCUGGGAAUGCCAAUGGAAAGUCAGCCUUCUCUUUCAGGCAUUUACAGGAACAAAAAACCACCAAACCUAUCUAUCAAAGCAGAUGUGCAGGCAGAACUAUCAAGCCACUCCUUGCCCAGAAGCUCCUCCAACAGUUCAUUAGACAGCGCCUCCUCGACCUCUGACUCGUCUGUCUUCACCAGCUCACCAUUGACAUCGCCGAGCCACAAAAAUGCCUUAACUCAGCCACAGUCCUCUUCCCUCCAGGUUUCAGAUGGAAAUGACACAUCCAUUCCAAAUCUCAAGAGGCAUUCCAUGUCAUUUUCUGUGUUGCGCAAGAAGGGGCUAGCAAAGAGCCAGAGUUGCCAUUCAGCAGGCUUUCUAAGAGACAGUUUCAAAAGGGACUCCAAGAAAGAGAGACAUCUUUCCUGCCGAAUUGUUCACACGCCUUGUGUGGAUAGCUAUAAGCCAGCACCGCUUGGGUGUCAACCCAAGUCUACUUUCAUGUCAGCAGAUGAGGUUUUCCACCUCGUGGAUCAAAAGAACCCUGGAAAGCCUCCAUCCUACGAAGAGGCUACCAAAAACUGGCCAGCUUGUAGACUUCCUUCAUAUGGUAGCUCAACAGUUCAAAAUACGAGGUCCACUGUGCUGCCUCCAUCUGUUGAGCAUCAACAUCCCAGGCUCAGCAGAGAAGCUGCAAACAAGGAGCCUAAGGACCUUCCUAGUGACAGGGUCUUUGUGAACAGUGAUUCAAAGGACAAACCUGUUGAUGUUGUCAUUGGGAUACAUUCCAGAGCUAAUUUGCCUCUGACCCCUCAAGUCUAUCGCCUUAGGACCAUGUCUGGCUCUUAUCAAAAGAACAAGCAAGAAUAUCUGGUUCGGCGGUGCAGUCAGCCAACCUUUGACCACAUUCAGUGUGCAAAGGAGUCCUAUGUUUAGGACUCUGUCUUGUUUCAGCACAGCAAUGUGAAAGCAAUUUUUUUUUUGCCCAAUAUUACCGCACCUAACAUAAGCUCACCUGUAUCUACCUUUCCUAAAAAGAAGUAGUUUUUGCAGUGUCACAUGGAAUGUAUGCUGCUCUCCUAUACUCUGUACAGUCCUUAUACAUAAUGGAUGUAUUUGUGGAUAUCAACAUUUGUGAAUUUUAAAAAUACAUUUUAAAGCUGAGCAAGAGGAGUGGUUUUGCCCAUCUUGUCCUCACAGAAGUCCUACAUCAUUUGAUUUAUUUCUUCCCCCUUAAAAACAGAGACAGGAGUUCAGCACCCACAGAAUUCAAGAAGAUGAAGUUGGCCAGGGGUAGGGGGGUUGCUGUGCAGCCCAUCUGAACCCAGUGACAAAGCAAAAUUGUCCUUUACAACAUAUCAGGUUGUAUUGCCUUGUUUGGUUACACACUACCCAAGCAAUACCAUUUCCUAUUUAGAUGCGAUUUCCUGCUGAAAGAAACCACAAUCUUAUGAAAUGGACCCUGUGAAAAGAUGCAGAACUCACUUUCUCUAAAGGUCCUAGUAGGUUAACCACCCUCAUCUGAAUCAUCUUUUGUGCUGCAUUAGGGGCCACAAAAGCAUUUGUACACUAAACAUUGUGGUGCACACACACACGUGUGUGUGUGCACACGUGUGUGCGUGCGAGA